Molecule: messenger RNA, 614 nt
Organism: Clupea harengus (Atlantic herring)
Lineage: Eukaryota; Metazoa; Chordata; Actinopteri; Clupeiformes; Clupeidae
Product: keratin, type I cytoskeletal 17-like
Exons: 4
Coding region: 135-614 (159 amino acids)
Cellular component (GO): cytoskeleton
Molecular function (GO): structural molecule activity
Source: RefSeq, a predicted model, not a curated record
UAAACAAUCCUUUCUGCAUGAGAAAGUACGUGAUUUUCGCUUGAUUAUUGCUUUGGGGGCAACCAGUGGGGGCAACCUCGUAUUGCAUAAAUUACGUCAAUCAACCUCUGACCUUUCCUCCUGUGUUCCUUUAGAUGACAGAGAUCAUCUCGUGUGGUAUCAACUUUGACGCUGAGCUCGGCAGACUGCGCAUUCUGCUCAGCGAUCUAAGGAGGACACUGCAGAAACUGGAGAUUGAGCUGCAGUCUCAGACCAGGCUGAAAGCAUCCCUCGAAGCUUCACUGAGAGACACACAGUCCCGCUACAGCUUCGAACUGACCCAGUUUCAGUCCAUCAUCGGUGUCCUGGAGGUGGACAUAGGCCAGGUGCGCACCGACAUUGACAGGCAGAGCAAUGAGUACAAGAUGCUGCUGGACAUCAAGAUCAGGCUGGAGAUGGAGAUUGCAGAGUACAGGAGGUUUCUGGACGGAGACAUGCAGCAAGUAACUAAAGUUAUUGAAGUCGUUAAACAGAAACAGAUGACCAAGAGAACUAGAGUCAUCGAGGAGGUCCUUGUGGAUGGAAAGGUGAUCUCCCGUGAGGAGGACGUGGAGGAGGAGAAGAUAAUAAACUAG